Sinocyclocheilus rhinocerous is the source of this 1719-nucleotide messenger RNA. RefSeq names its product N-sulphoglucosamine sulphohydrolase-like. NCBI's taxonomy places the organism in Eukaryota, Metazoa, Chordata, Actinopteri, Cypriniformes, Cyprinidae. The coding region runs from base 71 to 1606 and encodes 511 amino acids. The record is from RefSeq and is a predicted model, not a curated record. Gene Ontology annotation, molecular function: N-sulfoglucosamine sulfohydrolase activity. Gene Ontology annotation, biological process: glycosaminoglycan catabolic process; heparan sulfate proteoglycan catabolic process. The transcript is spliced from 7 exons.
GCUGAGUGUAAACAAAGCAAAGACUUUUCCAUUUGCUUUAGUAACAUUUCUGGAGGCAAAUGACACUAAAAUGUCGUUUCUGUUCGCGUGGACUUUGUUGUGUCUUCUGGUUUGUUGUGAUAUAGGAGAGUGCAGAAGAAGAAAUGUGCUUCUCAUCAUUGCUGAUGAUGGUGGGUUCGAAACGGAUGUCUACAACAACACUGUGGUCCAGACCCCUCAUCUCCGGGCUCUUUCUGAGCGCAGUGUGAUCUUCAAGAACGCCUUCACCUCAGUCAGCAGCUGCUCACCAAGUCGUUCCACCAUCCUGACUGGACUACCACAGCACCAGAAUGGGAUGUACGGCCUCCAUCAGGGAGUUCAUCACUUUAACUCAUUUGAUGGAGUGCAGAGUCUUCCUCUUCUUCUGAAACAAGCCAACAUUCGCACAGGUAUCAUUGGGAAAAAACACGUGGGUCCAGGCCCUGUAUACCCGUUUGAUUUCGCCUACACAGAAGAGACCAAUUCCGUUCUUCAGGUGGGUCGGAAUAUCACCAAGAUCAAGCUCCUUGUCCGGAAGUUCUUCCAAAGCCAGAAAGAGGAGAGGAGUGAGAUGGAAGAGGAACGGCCGUUCUUUCUCUACGUGGCAUUCCAUGAUCCUCACCGUUGCGGCCAUUCCCAGCCUCAGUAUGGAAUGUUCUGUGAAAAGUUUGGGAAUGGAGAGAGCGGAAUGGGGAGAAUUCCGGAUUGGGAGCCAAAGUAUUACUCUCCAGACCAGGUCAAGGUACCGUACUUUAUUCCGGACACUCCUGCAGCGAGGGCGGAUAUUGCGGCCCAAUACACAACGGUCAGCCGGCUGGACCAAGGUGUCGGUCUGGUUCUUCAAGAACUACGGGAUGCGGGAUAUGAAAAUGACACUCUGGUGAUCUACAGCUCGGAUAACGGAAUUCCGUUUCCCAAUGGUCGCACAAACCUGUACAGCUCAGGUGUGAAGGAACCCAUGCUGGUCUCCUCACCUGAACACCGGCAGCGUUGGGGGCGGGUUAGCCAGGCUUACGUCAGUCUGCUGGACAUCACUCCCACCAUACUGGACUGGUUUUCUUUGCCAUAUCCAUCAUACAGUCUCUCAGGGGCUCAUCCGGUUGUGUUGACAGGUCAGUCUCUUCUCCCAGCCCUGAUCUCAGAACCGUCCUGGGUCACCGUCUAUGCCAGCCAGAGUCUCCACGAGGUCACUAUGUUUUACCCAAUGCGCUCCAUCCACCAGGGCUGCUACCGCCUCCUGCACAACAUGCACUACCGCAUGCCCUUCCCUAUAGACCAGGACUUCUACGUGUCCCCUACCUUCCAGGAUCUGUUAAACCGGACUCAGUCAGGCCAGCCCACAGGCUGGUUUAAGACUCUAAAGGAGUAUUACUACCGGGAGAGGUGGGAGCUGUUUGACAUCCAGUCAGAUCCGACGGAGAGGCAGAACCUAGCUGGUGAUCCGGCCUACACCCCGGUUCUGAAGAGCCUGAGGGAUCAGCUGCUGAAGUGGCAGUGGCAAACGGAGGAUCCGUGGGUGUGUGAGCCGGAUGCGGUCCUCGAGACCAAGCUGGAACCGCAGUGCCGACCACUGUACAAUGGACUAUGAGUGCCUAAAAUCUGAGAGAAAACUGUAUAAACUUUUUAUGGUUCAGGUUCACUGUUUAAAUCAGGGGUGUCAAACUCAAUUCCUGGAGGGCCGGAGCCCUGCAGAGUUUUGUU